This is a messenger RNA of Anguilla anguilla (European eel), 1314 nucleotides long. RefSeq names its product sizzled (gene szl). Gene Ontology annotation, biological process: non-canonical Wnt signaling pathway; canonical Wnt signaling pathway; negative regulation of canonical Wnt signaling pathway. The record is from RefSeq and is a predicted model, not a curated record. The transcript is spliced from 4 exons. Gene Ontology annotation, molecular function: Wnt-protein binding. NCBI's taxonomy places the organism in Eukaryota, Metazoa, Chordata, Actinopteri, Anguilliformes, Anguillidae. Bases 451 to 1299 code for a protein of 282 amino acids.
UGCUGCAUAUUACUUCAACUCGAGUAUUCAUGCUGCAAGCCCCUGUUUGGCUCUGCGAAAAGCUUUUUGUCAGUGAUGUCAAAACGAAAAUCGGAAAAUUUAAUUAGUUUUGAUAUACACUUAACGAGCUGUGUUCGUCUGAUUGGACUUCCUGGACCUGAUUUCAGUCCAGGCAGAGUGAUUUUGAGUUCUAGGCUGAAAACAAGCACUUUGAGCCUCAAACAGCGUACGAUGGUAACGGUGCAAAUUAAGCCGUCACGUGACUCUGGAACAGACCUGUGUCUGGACGCCCAGCCCCUCCCACGUCUGCCGUCUCCCGCCACUCAACGUCGUCUGAGCCUCUCCGAUUGGGCUGCCGGCUGGAGGGGGCGGGGCCGGGAGCGUAUGUAUAUGCAGAGGCGCGGUGGCGGUCAGAGGUGACUCCGCGACCCUUCUCUGACGAUCCGGACCAUGCCUCUCCUCCUCGCCCUGGUGACCCUGGCCCUCCUGGCCCACGGGCUGGCCUUCGACCUGGGCCAGUGGACCCGCUGCGUGCCCAUCCCGCCGCAGAUGGGCGUGUGCCGGGACCUGGGCUACGCCGAGAUGCGGCUGCCCAACCUGCUGGGCCACGGCAGCCUGGAGGCGGUGCCCAGCUCCGAGGACUGGCGCCCCCUGCUGGACGCGGGCUGCCACGCCCAGGCCCGCGACUUCCUGUGCGCCCUCAUCGCCCCCAUGUGCCUGGACACGUUCGUCCAGCCGUGCCACAGCCUGUGUGUGGCGGUGCGGGACAGCUGUGCCCCGGUGCUGGCCUGCCAGGGACACGCCUGGCCUGAGGCUCUGGACUGCGACCGCUUCCCCGCCCAGGAGGAGAUGUGCCUGCCCCCCGUCCCCAAAUAUGGCAGCCCCUUCUCUAAAGGGCUGCCCCAGCCGGCGUGCCAGCACUGCCCCACUGUGGAGGAGCUACCCUCUCUGAGGAGCGUCCUGGACGCCCUCUGCCUCAAUGACUUUGCCGUUAAAGCCAAGCUGCACCGCCGCCGCUCGCCGUGGAAGGAGGCGGAGUUUGAGGUGGAGGGGCGGGUGGAGUUCGUGCGCCAGGGGCCCCUCCUGCCCUACGACACCCAGAGCCUCCUGCGGCGCUGGCUCCUCCUCAACCUGAGCUGCGCCCGCCUCCUGGUGCGGCCUGGCCGCGCCCAGCUCUACCUGCUGACGGGCGGCGCCCGGCCCGACGGCUCGCUCGCCCUUGCCCGCCUCUUCCCCUGGCACAAGAGGGACGCCAACAUCGCCCACGCCGCCCGUAAGUGGAAACACCACAAGUGCUGACGGGCUUAGAAAACU